Bombyx mori (domestic silkworm) is the source of this 653-nucleotide messenger RNA. RefSeq names its product small nuclear ribonucleoprotein protein F (gene SmF). The record is from RefSeq and is marked provisional. Gene Ontology annotation, molecular function: RNA binding. Gene Ontology annotation, biological process: mRNA splicing, via spliceosome; spliceosomal snRNP assembly. Gene Ontology annotation, cellular component: pICln-Sm protein complex; catalytic step 2 spliceosome; U1 snRNP. Lineage: Eukaryota; Metazoa; Arthropoda; Insecta; Lepidoptera; Bombycidae.
AGAAAUUAGCGUCGAACUCGAAGCGAAGCCGAUACAUUUUGAGGUUAUAUUUUGUAUUUCUUGUUAGCCGAUAUUAAAAACCUGCAAAAAUGGCGGCUGCUAUGCCAAUAAAUCCCAAACCAUUUCUUAAUAGUCUAACGGGUAAAUCCGUGCUAGUUAAAUUAAAAUGGGGUCAUGAAUACAAAGGUUUGUUAGUAUCAACAGAUGGCUACAUGAAUUUGCAACUUGCUAAUACUGAAGAACUUGUCGAUGGAACUUGUACAGGUAAUUUAGGUGAAGUUUUAAUAAGAUGCAAUAAUGUCUUGUAUGUAAGAGGAGCUGAUGAAGAAGAUGAAGAAGGAGAAAUGAAAGAAUAAUUAGUAAUUAUUACAUAAGUUAGAAUAAGGAAUUAUCUUAAGAAUAACAGGCAAAAGGGAAAUUUUAAGCAAAAAAAUAGAAAUUUCAUAUUACUCUGUUAGCAGUAAAAUUACCUUAGGUAUAUAUCCCGAAAUACUAAUGAUUGAGGAGAAAAAUGUUAAUUGGAACUAUUGUUGUAUACAAUGUUUAAAUGAAACAACUUUAAUACUUUUUUUUUUUUAAUAACUAUGUCUGAAACAACCUCUUCAGCAUGAAUUCCAUAACUUGUAUAAUUAAUUAUAAGUAAAUUUUCACCA